CUAAAUUUUUCAAAAUUUGUUUGGCAUAAUUUUAUUAGAAAAAUCAUCGUGAUGAAAGUCAUUUCAGCACUUUUUCUUGUCUUUUGCCUAAAUUUCGGACACGCAUACUACUUCCCGAUAUGCUCCGAGACAAGUAAAAACGAGAAAACCUGCACCCGUUACUUUACUUUUCCGAGGUUUACUAUCUCGACUGGAGAAAAUAUAGCCGCUGAAAGCGUUAAACAACCACCACAAUCGCUUAGGCAAUUUCUUGACCAGACUUUUGAUACGUACGUUGGGCCUUUUGUGGCUUUCUAUGUGCAUCAUGUAAGCCCCGUUUUGAACCACAUGGGGAUUGCCAUGGAUCAGGUUUAUAAAUUAGUGACGGAAAACUUGCCUGAAAUAAGCGACGAAUAUUACAUAGCACAAUAUUUGCCGUUUGUCAAAGUGAAAAAGGCUAAAGCUGAUAGCAGACUCUACUUCUUGUUCAUUCUGGCGAGUCUCUGCAUUUAUUUGAUUUUGUAUGUUUACUUUAGUAGAAAACUCUAUUUUUAUUACCAAUAUGCGAUCAGGAGGGAAUAUUUAUGUAACGUACAAAAGAUCUUCAAAGUAAAGGAAUAAUUUUUCUGUUUAAUAAUCGGCAAUUACGCAAAUCACAUUCCAUAGUCUCCAGAUAGCGACCAUUUGUAACGUUUACAUUUACAUCUUGUAACAGAAAAAUUUAAAUAAAGGUUUUGUUGUUUUUUUA
Molecule: messenger RNA, 727 nt
Organism: Tribolium castaneum (red flour beetle)
Lineage: Eukaryota; Metazoa; Arthropoda; Insecta; Coleoptera; Tenebrionidae
Exons: 4
Coding region: 52-600 (182 amino acids)
Source: RefSeq, a predicted model, not a curated record